CCAAAGUUUUACCAAUUCUACCACCUAUAUUUGUUAAACCAGAAGUAUCAGAAGAAUUAGAAAACCUGGGUUCCUUCAAUAACUUUGAAUUUGAAGAUAAGAUUUUAAAAAAAGUCAAAAGAUACCUAGCUAA
Racocetra persica is the source of this 133-nucleotide messenger RNA. NCBI's taxonomy places the organism in Eukaryota, Fungi, Glomeromycota, Glomeromycetes, Diversisporales, Gigasporaceae. The record is from the annotation of a GenBank genome assembly.